GGGCCGCUCACGUGGCCCGGCCCCUCCCAGGCGGGAAUGGCGCGCGAGAAGGGCAAGGCGGCGGCUCGAGGUGGCGGCGCGUGUCCCGGGAUGGCGUCGUCGUCGUCCUCGGAAGCGGCGGCGGCGGCCGAAGAAAGCGCGGAAACCCGCGGGGAGGCGACGGAGCAGCAGGCCAACGUCUGGGUCAUGGUCUUUUACCUGCACCAGGCCCUGCAGGCCUUCCGGGCCGGGCGCACCCGGGACUUCCGCCAGCUCCGUGACGUCAUGAACGCUGUGCUGGUCAGACCCCUGGUUCUAGAGAAGAGCAUCUGUCUUCGGCUGCGGAUCGUCCAGUUUCUCUCUAGGAUUGAAGAAGAUUGGACCAUUGAUGCAAAGACGAAGCUGACCCCACUUGAAUGCGCUCUUCAGCUUCUGGACAAGAUGAAGGAGGAAUUGAAAAUGGAGGAGUCUGUAUUCCAGAAAAUAAGGAAGCAGAUAAAGGAAGCUGCUGUUAUCACUUGUGUGAAAAACAAAGAAUAUGAACAAGCCAGUAAGAUCUUGAAGAAGCACUUGUCAAAAGAUGAAAGCAGCCAGGAAAUGAGGACUUUGCUUCAGAGCGUUAUCGCAGAGAAAAACUUCUCUCAUCCAGUCAUCUGGAACUUCUCCUACCCUUCCUUCCAGCAGACGAUGUUCAUGUUUAUGGAAGGCUACCUGGAUGAUUCUGAGCCCUUCCUCCUCAAGAUGGCCCAAAAGCGUUUGGCUGAGAAGACAGGACCCCGGUUCAAUCCCGUGGGGGCGGCGAACGAGGUGGCGGCGGAGUCCAAAGCGGCAGAAAAGGAAGGAGGAGGAAAGGAGGCCCCGGAGGCGCCAGGGGCCGCAGACCCAGAACCCAAGAAACCGAACGGGAUCUCCGAGCCCGAGGGCAAGACGGGAGACUUGCUGGAAGAACACCCACAGUCUGUGGAAGGAGACAAUGAGACAGACGCCGGGCCCGUGCCAGCGGAUGGAGAGAGCCAGAAGGAGGUGGUGGUGCAGUGUGCCGACGUGGCCCCUGAGGUGGCCACAGUGGCCGAACCCCCAGUGGCGACAGACCCUGCUGCUGGUGCUGCUGUGGGUGCUGCUGCUGCUUCCUCCCCUGUGUUGGCAGCCCCCAAGGACUCAGACAGGCAACCACCCGGGAGGCCAACCUCCUACGGAUAUUCUGUUCUGAAAGAAGCUCACCGGGUCCUGUGUGGCGAUGCUCCCAAUCCUGACGAAGUGUUUUUGAAGCUGGACGAGACAGACUGGACUUGCCCCAAGCUGGGCUCGCCGUCGACCUCCCACAGAGCCAAACGGCCAAGAGAGGAAGAGGAGGAGCCCGUGGCUUCUGGGUCCCACUCCUGCCAGCAGAACGCCAAACAGCAAGUAACCAUAAACAAGUUAUUGAUGGGGAAGGAGAACGGCUCUGAGAACAGGCGAGCUUUCCACAAGGAACUGUUUGUGGCUCUGUCCAUCCUGCCAUCAAAACCCCAAAGGCCUGCCCAGCCAGCUGCCCCCCUGCCUGCCAGGCUGGCCAAGGAGAGGGUGGACGCGGCCGGUCAAGAUGAAGAGAAGGAGGUUUGGAGCGGCGAGGAUGAACUCUUCAUUGACGAGGACUCAGAGGGGAGAGGCCGCAGGAGCACUUGCAUUGCUAGCAACAAGAAGAAGAAGUGGACAGUCGAGGAGUCCGCCUGGGUCAAGGCAGGUGUGCGGAGGUUCGGAGAAGGGAACUGGAAAGCCAUUUGCCGGGCGUACCCUUUCAAGAAGCGCACUCCGGUGAUGAUCAAGGAUCGCUGGAGGACCAUGAAGAAACUGGGGUUGUAGCAAACCCAGGGAAGAUUUUCCAGAUGGGCAGCUGAGUGUCUAAGUGACCCCGGCCAAAGUGACUUUCUCUAGAGAUGAUGCAGGACCACCAGGGCAUGCCCACCUUGUGACUCACGAAGUGCUAGUUGCCAACCGGCUUUGCAAGGGGAGGGGGCCCUUUGGCUUCCCCAGAACGUUGUUGUUAAAAGGCAACCGCAGAUCCCUCGGUUUGGAAUGAGCGCCCUGUGCUUCGAGGCAGGGCGGGCGCGUUGCUCGUUCUUCAGUUCCAGGUGAUUGACAGGCGGUUUCUGUCACUGUUAAGAGUUCAAGGGUGUUUCAAGAACAGUUUGAGAGACUUUUGGCCACGGUUGGCGUCGGGGGGGAAGAGAGUCCCCCUUGAAAAGAGAGGCGAGACGCGUACAGCUUUCCAUGUUCUCCUGGAAGUACACGCGGUCGUGGCGUUUCCUGGCGCGUGGCAGGCAGAACUGGGGCUUGAGCGCCCUGCUGAGAGUACAGAUUUAAGCAUCACGUUGUCUUUGAUCUAAGCUCCCGAUCGAUGAGGUUGCUGGGGUUUUCCUCGGCAUUCUUUGGAGCUAAAAAAAGUUGGGGAUUGAAAGUUAUAUUUUUUGCAAAAUAAAGCACUUUUGUACCAAA
Molecule: messenger RNA, 2454 nt
Organism: Pogona vitticeps (central bearded dragon)
Lineage: Eukaryota; Metazoa; Chordata; Lepidosauria; Squamata; Agamidae
Gene: TERF2
Product: telomeric repeat binding factor 2
Biological process (GO): protein localization to chromosome, telomeric region; protection from non-homologous end joining at telomere; negative regulation of telomeric D-loop disassembly
Cellular component (GO): chromosome, telomeric region; nucleus; shelterin complex
Molecular function (GO): telomerase activity; G-rich strand telomeric DNA binding; double-stranded telomeric DNA binding
Source: RefSeq, a predicted model, not a curated record